Plasmodium berghei ANKA is the source of this 2550-nucleotide messenger RNA. Its product is annotated as conserved Plasmodium protein, unknown function. Bases 1 to 2550 code for a protein of 849 amino acids. The transcript has a single exon. NCBI's taxonomy places the organism in Eukaryota, Apicomplexa, Aconoidasida, Haemosporida, Plasmodiidae. The record is from RefSeq and is a predicted model, not a curated record.
AUGACUAUGCACAGAAAAUAUGACUUAAUUGGCUUGUACAGGGGAAAUAAAAAAAAUGAGAAUUUAAUUAUAGAAGUUAAUAAAAAACUUAAAUUGCCCAAUUUUUCUGGUACAAAAAAGGACGUGAAAACAUUUGAAAAUAUAAUAAUAGAUAAAAAAAAGAAAAUUCAUAUAUUAAAAUAUUCAAAAGGAAAAGACACAUAUUUUACUGGUUAUAAUAGUAGCAACUGUUUCUCUAUAUUUCAAGAAAAAAAAAAAUGUAAUAACAAUUUUCGAUUUUCUUUAUGUUUUUUUUCCCAUAAUACAAAAAUAUUCUAUAAAAAAUGGGGCACCAAGCCUUUUAGUGAAAAUAAAAAAAACACUAUUAGUUUUGAACAUAUUGUAAGAAUUUUGAAAUCUUUAAACAAAGGAAAUAAAAAUGUCGAAAAAAAUCUUGAUAUUCUUUUACCUCAUAUAUAUGCAGAAUGUGAACAAAAUUACAUUCAUUUUUCAUGCAUUUUACACAAUUUUCAUAAAUUAAGAAAUAAUAUAUCAAAAGAUUAUAAAGUAAAAGUAUAUGAACAAUUUAAAAAACAAUUUAUUAAUAAUAUAAGCGCAUUUACUUUAAAAGAAAUAACGAUAAUAUUAAAAUGUUUACUUGAAGAAAAAGUUAUGAACAGUCAUAAAAUUAUUACAUUUUGUGCAUACAUAUUCAUUUAUUAUAUUAGCAUGGAUAUUUUAUAUAAAAUGAAUAAAAUGGAGACAAAACAUAUUUUUUAUAACUUCCUUUCCAUUUUGAAUACUCAUUUUAGAGAAUGUAUUAAUACUUUUUUUAUAUAUUACAUGGACAAAACAAGCAACAAUUUGGAUAUUAACAACUUUUAUAAACUGGUAUAUAACUUAAAUGAAUUAAAUAAAGACACCGAAAUAAAUUAUAUUCAAAAUCAAUUAUUAAAAUAUUCAAGUAACAGUUUUAAUUUGCAUGAUAUAUCAGCAUUUAUGAAUUUAUUAAAAAAUUAUAAUUUAAAAUGCUUCCCUUUUUAUAUAUUUCUAUCACACAUUUACAUUUCCUAUAAUUUUAUGGGCAAUAUUGAUAAUUAUUUAGAACAAAAUAUUGAAAAAUAUUUUUUAAAAUAUGAAAUAAAUAAAAAUUAUAUUGUAAUGGACAAAAAUGAAAUUGACAAAAUGGAGAGUGAGUCGUAUAAUAAUAUGAACAAUUUAGAAAAUACAAAUGUGUGCAUAAGUAUAUCCAAAAAUGAAAAAAAAAAAAAUCCAUAUAAUUUCCACAGUUUAAUAAAAUCGACAACUAAUAAAAGCAAAAAUUUUGAUGAAUAUAAAAUGGAUAAAGAAAAAAUAUAUAAAUUCGAAACAAACAAAACUAUUAUGAAUAAAAACGAGUUAAUUUAUUAUUUUAAAAAUGUCUACACAGAUAAAUUGUCAUGUUCCAGAUAUAAAACAUCAACUAAUUACAUUAAUAAUACCGAUUUCAAUAAGAAUGAUGAAUUUUAUAUUCAACCAAUAAUAUUCAAUAAAGAUAUAGAAAAAAAAAAAAUAUAUAUGGAUAUACGAGAAAAUGUUCACAGUUUUGCUGUCAUCAUUUAUACUAGCAUAAAAUGGAAGUAUAAAAAUAAAUUUCUCUAUAUUUUAUCCAAUUAUUUGCUACUAAAAUAUAUAAAUUUUAUAAACUUAUUUGAUAUAUGCAAUAUAUUUGAAUUAUUUAUGUGUGAUAGAUAUAUUUUAAAAAAAAAUUGUGAUUUAAUUUUUGGGAAAGUAAAAAAUUUAAUUUUAAAUGAAAAAAAUAAUAAAACAUUUGCAAUAUUUUGUAUAAAUAUUACAAGAAAUAAAAAUGAAUUACAAAACAAUUUUAAUGAUAAAAUUAUUUCUUUAUAUAAAAUUAUUUUAAAUAAACAACAUACUAAAACAGUCUAUAAUAGGGAAAAUACGGUAAUUUUUUCCAACAUUAUAAAUUUUUUAAUUGACCAAGAAAUUAGUUCCAUAUUUUAUUUAUGUUAUUUAAAUAAGUUUAACAAAUUUCUGAGUUUGGCAAUUCAUGAAGAAAAAAAUAAUAAUGAUAAUAAAAAUUCAGUUUUCAGCAUUAUUGAUAUGCAUGAUUUACUUAAAACUUUUAUUAAUAUUUUAAAAAUAUAUGACACAAAUAAUAAGUCCUUUUCAAUUUUCCAUAGCAAUAUAAUUUCUACUUAUUUUAACAAAUCAAUUUUUUUGAUGUUAACUUUUUUAAAAGACAUAUUUUUUACCAAAUUAAUUUUUUUCGAUACACAUAAUUCUGAAACAAAAAAUAAUACAGACGAUAAUUUGAAAAAAAUUAAAAAUUUAAACAGAGUGUGCCAGAUUUUAUGUUUAUUUGUAUCAUCAUUUAAAAAAUUACAAACUCAUAAUAACCUAAUUAAUAAUUCAACAUCAUCCCUAUUUUAUCAAGUAUUUGGGUUGUUUAAGAAUUACCUUUAUAAAAAUUAUGAGCAUCUUUUUAGUAAUAAUAUUACGAAUAAAAAGGAUUGUGUAAACAUAUUAAAUAUUAUAUUUAUGAUAAACAGUUUGAAUAGCAACAAAUAA